Sphaeramia orbicularis (orbiculate cardinalfish) is the source of this 615-nucleotide messenger RNA. Its product is annotated as transmembrane 4 L6 family member 5-like. Bases 1 to 615 code for a protein of 204 amino acids. The record is from RefSeq and is a predicted model, not a curated record. NCBI's taxonomy places the organism in Eukaryota, Metazoa, Chordata, Actinopteri, Kurtiformes, Apogonidae. The transcript is spliced from 6 exons. Gene Ontology annotation, cellular component: membrane.
AUGUGUUGUACGGGGAAAUGUGCCCGUCUGGUGGGUCUGAUCCUGCUGCCCUCCGCCUUCGUCUGUAUGAUCUCCAACCUGCUGCUGUUCUUCCCCAACGGCGUCACCGGCCUGGACACUGACCAUGUGUCUCUGCAGGUCUGGCUCAUGGGGGGGCUCAUCGGGGGGGGCCUCUUCAUGCUCUGUCCUAGUUGUUCUGCUAUCAGAGCCGGGGGCAAGGGUUGCUGUGGGACUGGUUGCUGUGGCAACCGUUGCGGCGAGAUGCUAAACUCCGUGUUCUCGUCGGCCUUCGGUGUCAUCGGUGCCAUCUACUGCACCAGCGUGGCCUCGGCCGCCCUCGCCAUCGGGCCCAAGUGUCGGCUGAGUGAUGGGAAAUGGGAAUACCCCUUCGAGAACCUGGGAACUGGGAACAGCAGUUACCUGGUCAACCAGGACCUGUGGACUGAAUGUGCUUACCCAGAGAACGUGGUCAUGUGGCAUGUGGUCCUGUUCUCCAUCCUGCUGUCCAUGGGCCUCCUCCAGCUGGUCCUCUGUGGCAUCCAGGUGAUCAACGGAUGCAUCGGAUGCAUCUGCGGAGACUGUCGAGACAGCAAGGAGGACGAUGGAGGACUGUGA